This is a messenger RNA of Paramecium tetraurelia, 831 nucleotides long. RefSeq lists its product as uncharacterized. The record is from RefSeq and is a predicted model, not a curated record. Lineage: Eukaryota; Ciliophora; Oligohymenophorea; Peniculida; Parameciidae. The transcript has 3 exons.
AUGUUCUAACUAUCAAAGUUCUCAAAAUCUAAUCCAACAGUCAGAUAUAUUGUUAAGAAAGAUAUUUUAUUUUAUGAAGAAGAAAUAGAAACACCUCCUCUAUAUGAAAAUCAAACAUUUAUUUAUCAGUUUACCAAAGUGGGUAAUUAUGUGAUACAAUGCCUGAAUUCAAUCCCAUUUAAAGCGUAAAUUUCAGUAAUACAAAAUGAAAUGGAGAUAUCUGCUCUCUAAAAGAUGCAACAAACCAAAAAUAUUGAAUAAAAACCUGUAAAACUAUAACCAAAAGUUGAUUUAUAUGCCCCAGAGAACAGAAAACUCAAAAUGUUAGGUAGUCAAGAAACGAGCAUGGCAUCCACAACAAUUCUAGAGCAGAUUAAAGAAAAAUGUUUAGGAGAAGAUACAAAUAUCGAUAUAGUUGAUUUGAUAAUGAAUAAUAAAUCCAACAGCAACAAUGAAACAGUGUCCACUUUUAACAGUUCUUUCUAGUAACCGUAAAAUAUAGUCAAAAUCAAGACGGAGACUUAUUCCGAUUCAGGCAAAUCAGAAUUUAAUACCAUUUUAGACAGGAAAAGUUCAGAUCCUAUAGUUAGUACAGCUAAGGUUUCAGAUAGGAUCACAUUAACUAGAACAAAGUAAUAGUAAUUGAGUGUUUUUGAUAAAAUUCAAUUUGCAAUCCUAGAUUCAAAGCAUAUUGAGAUUGAUGUUCAAAGUAAGCAACCAGAUUUCAAGAAAACUUAUACGAAAGGAUUGAGCAUUAUGAACUAUUUGGAGAUUGAAUAUUGUAUGGGCAUCUCGAAUAAAACUAAUGUAAUUAAUGAAAUACAAAAUUGA